GGUCAUCUCCUGUACCGUGUCCGCAGUCUCUGGUCAUCUCCUGUACCGUGUCCGCAGUCUCUGGUCAUCUCCUGUACCGUGUCCGCAGUCUCUGGUCAUCUCCUGUACCGUGUCCGCAGUCUCUGGUCAUCUCCUGUACCGUGUCCGCAGUCUCUGGUCAUCUCCUGUACCGUGUCCGCAGUCUCUGGUCAUCUCCUGUACCGUGUCCGCAGUCUCUGGUCAUCUCCUGUACCGUGUCCGCAGUCUCUGGUCAUCUCCUGUACCUAUGUCCGCAGUCUCUGGUCAUCUCCUGUACUGUGUCCGCAGUCUCUGGUCAUCUCCUGUACUGUGUCCGCAGUCUCUGGCCAUCUCCUGUACUGUGUCCGCAGUCUCUGGUCAUCUCCUGUACUGUGUCCGCAGUCUCUGGUCAUCUCCUGUAGUAUGUCCGCAGUCUCUGGUCAUCUCCUGUACUGUGUCCGCAGUCUCUGGUCAUCUCCUGUAGUAUGUCGCAGUCUCUGGUCAUCUCCUGUAGUAUGUUUGCAGUCUCUG
Molecule: messenger RNA, 528 nt
Organism: Staurois parvus
Lineage: Eukaryota; Metazoa; Chordata; Amphibia; Anura; Ranidae
Source: the annotation of a GenBank genome assembly